Messenger RNA from Folsomia candida, 1755 nucleotides. RefSeq lists its product as uncharacterized. Lineage: Eukaryota; Metazoa; Arthropoda; Collembola; Entomobryomorpha; Isotomidae. The record is from RefSeq and is a predicted model, not a curated record. Bases 336 to 1499 code for a protein of 387 amino acids. The transcript has 4 exons.
AUAAAUCCUACCUGGACAUUCCAGUCGUCAAAAAGUCCAUGUAACGCAAAACUUUCGACUAGUUGCACUUCAUAUACUUGUUCAGUAUUGCAAUAUUAUCUGCACAUCUAAUUUUGCAAACACGAAUCUCACGAAUCGUGUCUGGUUUAUGUUUCAUUCACUUGAUCUGUAUGAGACUUGUUUCGUCUCAUCUUGUUCCAUUUCUGUCUACCAACCACCUUGAUUUUCCGAUCGUAACCUUAAAUUCGUUCUAAAAAGUGUUUUUGUUUACAAAAUUUUCACAAUCUUAACUUUAGUUUCCCACAAGUAGUGACUGUGACUGUGACUGGGUGACCAUGUCCACCUCGGGAAUAAUAAGUAAUCGGAUCCACCACGGUUUCGGAUUUAUCCCGUGUACUUCCCCCGACCAGGAAAAUUGUCCUCCUUCCCCCAUUUCCGGUCCGUGGGAACCUAAAGGGUUAACCACUCUUUUGAAGGAAACUCCCCUCCCGAUCUUGACCUUUGGUGAAAAUCUAUUUCAAAAAUGUGAUGGUGGUUUGGUCAGCUAUUCCGCGUACAAAUGUGACGUCAAAAUGACCGUAAGGUCCCUGCCCAAUCAAGUCACAAAAUGUGGCCACGAUUUGACCCGUCUUGUGCAAAAAUGGGUUCAAAGUAGGGAAAAGGAGUUGUUACGAUGUGAAAAUAAAUCUGCUGUAGUUGUUCCAAUCAUCUGUUCCGACAAAGCAGUCCGAUACGCACGGACGGGAGAACAAUUUUUCAAUAAGAAGCAUAAGUAUGGUUAUGCAAUCAAAGUUAGGCUUAUCAAUGCUGAUGCUGAUAAUAACCCAAAGUCUACUAAGUAUUAUAACUGGACCGUUUGGAAAGGGACGUCAUCGUCGGACAAUGAGGGAGCAAUGUUCGAAACUUAUAUGUGCAAAGACUUUUACAUGAAGCGUGCCACACUGGAGAAGAAUUUCCAUUUCUUUUCGAUCACGUCGUUCGAUUCGAUCGUCCUCGGGAGGAACGUAAUCUACAGAUUUUUCUGCAUUGGAGAAAUCGAUGGGGUUCAGAUAAAUCAGGAUAACUAUGACGCUGUGGAAAUUAAAAGUUCGUCUGCCACGAUCGAGAAUUUCAAUCGUCGAAAACUUUCCCAAUAUUACGCGAAAUGUGCAGUCAGCCAAGUACCAAAGCUUGUGAUUGGGAUGCGAUCCAUUUCAUCGCCAAUGCCACAACCAGCCUCCGUCGCCGGCGAACAAAUUCUCAACGGCAAUCCACCCUCACAUGACAUCGACACAACCUCUACGGUCGUAAACUACCAAGAAAUCCGUCUCUAUGACCUUAAAAAUUGUCCCACUAAUAUGCUAGACCUACAAGAAAGCAACUUGAUCAAAGCGAUUAAUCUUUUUCACGUAAAUCGGAGGGAAAUUUAUCCCAAUCAGGAAAAGUUUUUGAACGGAUUUGUCGAAAAAUCUGGAAUUGUGGACGCCUACUUUGCCGAAACACCGCGGAUAAGCCAGUAACUUAAUUUCAUAAAGUUUUUCUAUGUUUUGAUUAUCAUCAUUAAAUGACUGAUUAGUAAUGUAAGUAAUAAUUAUUUUUUGUACAAAAUGCAUAUGUACUUGUUUUUCAGUCGAGACUUGCAAUUCUUUGUGAAACUUUGUUAAAAAUUAAAACACUAAAACAAUGUACUUACAAUUAGAUAAUUCAGAUAAAAUACUUGGAUGAACUGUUAAUCAAUUUUGUUAAUUAACAAUAAAUAAAAAUUUACGAAAAAAA